This is a messenger RNA of Scomber scombrus (Atlantic mackerel), 1297 nucleotides long. It is a transcript of the gene arl2, whose product is annotated as ADP-ribosylation factor-like 2. Gene Ontology annotation, molecular function: GTP binding; GTPase activity. The record is from RefSeq and is a predicted model, not a curated record. Gene Ontology annotation, cellular component: cytoplasm; microtubule cytoskeleton. Bases 134 to 688 code for a protein of 184 amino acids. The transcript is spliced from 5 exons. NCBI's taxonomy places the organism in Eukaryota, Metazoa, Chordata, Actinopteri, Scombriformes, Scombridae. Gene Ontology annotation, biological process: protein folding.
UAUCGUUUACAUUCACUUCUUGGUGCGACAUGCUUGUUGUGGAUGCUGAAUAUCUUUCAUACACAGCUAUAAACAAGCAAAAAAAAACAACGAAUCUGUUAUAAUAACAGCAGCUGAGCCGGACACAGUCGCGAUGGGUUUGCUGACGAUUCUGAAGAAGAUGAAGCAGAAGGAGCGGGAGAUGAGACUGCUAAUGUUAGGUCUGGACAACGCGGGGAAGACGACCAUCCUGAAGAAGUUUAACGGAGAGGAUGUCAGCACCAUCUCUCCAACACUGGGCUUCAACAUUAAAACACUGGAGCACAGAGGGUUCAAACUCAAUAUUUGGGACGUGGGGGGUCAGAAGUCACUGCGCUCCUACUGGAGGAACUACUUUGAGAGCACAGACGGGCUGGUGUGGGUGGUGGACAGCGCAGACAGACUCAGACUGGAGGACUGCAGGCAGGAGCUCAGUGCACUGCUGCUGGAGGAGAGGUUAGCUGGUGCCACGUUGCUGGUGUUUGCCAACAAACAGGACUUACCAGGAGCCCUGUCAAAAGAGGCGAUACGAGAGGCGCUGGCUCUGGAUGAGAUUAAAAGUCAUCACUGGUGUAUCAUUGGUUGCAGUGCAGUAACAGGAGAGAACUUGUUAACUGGAGUGGACUGGCUACUGGACGAUAUCGCUGCAAGGAUCUUCACUGCUGACUGAGCACACGUCCGGUUUUGUUUAAAAGGCAAAACAGCAGCAUCUCUUUAUUUGAUGAGCUCUGUCAUGACUUUUUGAUCAGACUGCAGGCAUCAGAGGUACCUAGAGCUCAACAGCAGUCUGCAUUUUGUUUCGCUCACCUGCUGUGUGUAGUACUGCAUAUACAGCACUGUCUGUGUGAUCACUGGAAUCCAACAUACAGCACUGUAUGUGGGAUCACUAGAAUCACUACACAGCCUUUAUUUUAUGUUUCCACUUGAUUCUGGCAUGUAUGUGUGAAAGAGGAUACAUUGGAACAAACAUUGUUAACGCAAUGUGAUUGACAACUUCUCACACGAGCCCCCCUUUUAUUCUGUGGUCCAUCAGAUCAUUUGUGUAUGUUUUUUUUCUAAUAAAUAUACCCAAAUUGUGUAAAUCAAUAACACUAUGCCAUAACCUGUUGUACACAGAAUUUGUCCCUAUAUAAUAAAAUGAGUAAUUUCACUUAAACCUAAAGACCCAAUAGUUAUAACAUGGCAUUUCUGACUCAUGAGCACAUUUUAGUUCUGAUGUGUGUCCUGAAUGUUUGUAGAACCUGUGAAGACACUGAAAUAUAAGGCUACACAAGCUUGA